AUGCGCGAACCUCUCAAUAAAACUCGACUAGGCUUUGCCGCAGUCGCCACUGGUCGAGGGGACGACAGUCGCACUAUUUUCACGUGCACCACAUUUACGUUUGUACACGACACCAAAUUACGUUUGGCCACUUCGUCUGCAAACAUGCAGGAAAAUGACGCGCUGUCCGAGUACGAAGAAGAAGCUGUUCGCCAGCCAUUCGCUGUACAGACGUGGACCUCGUACCUUGCUGCACUGUCGGACGCUCCCGUUACUACUCGGUAUACGGUAUACGAGCGUGGCUUACAAUCCCUUCCACGCAGCUACAAACUCUGGAAAAUGUAUCUCGAUGACAUGCACGGUGUCCAAGUGCGCGGACAGCGCGUGGACUCGUCUCUGUACGCACAACUCGUGGCGCUGUACGAGCGCGCACUGGCGCAACUUUCUACCAUGCCGAGACUGUGGCUGGACUAUCUGAGUGUGUUACAAGAGAUGCACGUGGUGACAGCACGUCGCCAUGUGUUUGACAGAGCGCUCCGGGCGCUGCCCAUUACUCAGCACCAUCGUGCAUGGGCACUGUACUUGGCGUUUGUCAAGGAGAUUGGCGUGCCGCGGACCGCAGUGCGUGUGUACAAGAGGUACUUGAUGCUGGAACCGUCAAAACGCGGAGAGCUCGUCGACUAUCUCGUGUCGGUGGAGCUCUAUGGAGAGGCGAGCUUACAGCUUGUGACGCUUAUUGAGACGUCGCAGGAGAAAGAGAUGAGCACGGACCGGACACCGCACAGUAUGUGGAUGCAGCUUUGUGACAUGGUAUCGCAGCAUCCAACGCGUGUGGCAAAGUCGCUGGACGUAGAAGCAAUCUUGCGUAGUGGAAUGGCCCAGUUCCGUGAUGAAGCAGGACGACUUUGGUGCUCGUUGGCGACGUAUUUUGUUCGACUUGGGAUGUUUGAAUCGGCGCGAGAUGUGUACGAAGAGGGAAUAUGCACGGUGCUUACUGUUCGUGACUUCAGUAUGAUCUUUGACGCUUACGUGAAGUUUAUUGAGGCUAUGCUUACCGCCGAGAUGGCUUUGGCAGCUGAAGAAAAUGAAGAAGAUGAAGAGGAUGAUACGGACAUGGAUGACGAUCGGAUAGACCACCAAGCGCAGGUGGACCGAUUGCUGAAGAUUUAUGAAGAUGUGGCUGAACGACGACCUCUGCUACUUAACUCGGUUCUCUUGCGACAAAACCCGCACAACGUGCGGGAAUGGGAAAAACGUAUCGGGCUGGUCAAGUCCGACCUACCGAAAGCUAUUCGCACGUACGCUGAGGCCGUACAAACGGUUGACCCGACCAAGUCAGGUGGCCGAUUGCCAACGCUCUGGAUCCAGUUCGCCAAAUUUUAUGAGAAGCAUGGGGACUUGACUAAUGCGCGUGUGAUCUUCGGGAAGGCUGUUAGCGUAGAUUGGUCCAAUCCACAAGAACUCGCGGCUGUGUACUGUGAAUGGACGGAACUAGAGCUUCGACACGAAAAUUUUGACACGGCGCUUGAAAUCGUGCGGAACGCCUGCGCCGUUCCAGCCUCACAUACUAUUCGCGUACGCAAACAGCAGGCACUGACAACCAAGGACACUGUGCAUCUCAGUGUGAAGUUGUGGACAUUGCGCUUAGACAUGGAGGAGAGUCUUGGUGACCUCGAGUCGACUCGUGCUGCAUAUGAUGCAGUCUUUGAGCUCAGAAUCAUUACGCCUCAGAUGGUACUAAACUUCGCGGCAUACUUGGAGGAAAAUAAGUACUUUGAGGAGUCAUUUCGCGUAUACGAGCGCGGCUUGGCGCUGUUUCCGAAGUUUCCGCAUGCUGGGGUUCUGUGGGAGACUUACCUGACCAAGUUUGUGGAACGGUACGCUGGUGCGAAGAUAGAGCGCACUCGUGAUUUGUACGAGCAAGCCAUCUGUGCUGCCCCGGCCAAGUCUGUUUAUCGAUUCUACGACAAGUUUGCCGAUUUUGAGGAGCAGCACGGCAUGCUGCGCAAUGUGAUGACUAUUUACGAGCGUGCGUCCGACGCAGUGCCUGAUGACGACAAGCUUGCCCUGUAUGAUAAAUACAUCAAGAAGGCCCAAAAGUUUUUCGGUGUGGCGAAGGUACGAGAUGUUUACAAAAGUGGUGUCGCGAAACUGCCGGACAAGUGCGUUCCGCAUUUGUGUCUGAAGUUUGCACAAAUGGAGACAAAACUGGGCGAAAUUGACCGCGCACGAGCUAUCUACGCCCAUGCGUCGCAAUUCUGCGACCCUCGACUGUAUGAAACGUCGUUUUGGAAGGUGUGGCAUGAGUUUGAGGUAUCGCACGGUUCUGAGCACACGUUCCUUGAAAUGCUGCGCAUCAAGCGCUCGGUGGUGGCCCAGUAUUCUCAAGUAAACUAUGUCGCAUCAGAAAUUCCUGCUCAUGAUGGAAAGUCGUCAAAAAUUGCAGGGAUGGUUGCAGCUUCGAUACCCGUUUCUGCCAUUCCCGGUGAUGCUAUGGCCGCGUUGGAAGCGCAACUUGAUGUGCCCGCUGCCGAACUGGAUGCUGGGAAGAAAAGGAAAGUGGAGACAUCGGAAUCUGAAAUGGAACGGAAUGUGCGGCAGAAGCAGGUCGUGGAGAUCGCAAAUGAAGAAGAGAUUGAUUUGGAUGAUGAAGGGAGUGACGAUGAAGGUCGGACGGAAAUAGUAGCUGGAGGAUCCGAAACCGUUGAGCACGAGCUUCCGUCAACGUUGCUCGGUAGCAGUGUCAAAGCUUAG
This is a messenger RNA of Peronospora matthiolae, 2733 nucleotides long. NCBI's taxonomy places the organism in Eukaryota, Oomycota, Peronosporomycetes, Peronosporales, Peronosporaceae. The record is from the annotation of a GenBank genome assembly.